Messenger RNA from Amoebophrya sp. A25, 3176 nucleotides. The record is from the annotation of a GenBank genome assembly. NCBI's taxonomy places the organism in Eukaryota, Dinophyceae, Syndiniales, Amoebophryaceae.
CUUACAUGUUCUUUCCACAAGAAUGAAACCAAGCGAGUACUAGUCCCUGAUAGUAGGUACAAUCAAACUUCAAACCUCGUAGUGCAUACAGAAAUUUAAGUACUUCUACUUGCUUAUUUCAGUUUAUCGAAUAACACCAAUGGUCCUCUUGUACUAGCCCGUCCUAGAAGAAAAUGGGCGCGUCGUGUCCGUGCUCGGCUCAGUGCUGUGUCACGAUAUCCGCAGACGAGGUAGGAAUUGUAGAGCACUGGGCCAAAUUCCACAACCUGCAAGGCGCGGGGUUAGUUAUGGAGGAGGCCCUGUGAUGGUGAGUUAUCAGACUCGGACACCGCUUUGGUGACCUUAACUUUAAGUCUUGUAACGAGUUACUUGUGCAACAUACACUGUAAGAAAUCACAUUUCCAUGACUUGCGCAACAAGAAACGGAUGAGGGCUUAAUAGUCGCCCCCGUACUGGUAGCGCUCAUAGUGCUUACGUUGGGUAGCGAAUAUGGGUUUCCAUGUGUCAACUCACCCACUCGUACUACCGUCUAAUCCCUCAUGUUUUCCAUUCCCGUGUAUGUGUCAGCUCGCAGGCACUUUGAGUACGCGGCAAAGAUCUCUUCCAUUAAGGCUCAUUUUAUUGCAUUUCCACAGGUCGCUUUUCUCUGCUUUCUUCUUGAAAUACUGAGAGAAUGAACCUAGUCUGCACUUAUACUACCCAUCUAGGCCUCCACUUCGGUGAAGUCUAAAAAUUGGAAUUUGCCACUAGCUGAGCGCUUGACUGUAAGUUAUUUAGGAGCUAGCUUUCUAGAACUUCAACUUCUAUGUAAAAAUACAGCUCCACCUUUGAGGGUGAUCGACGAGUAACGAUCGCAAUACAACGGAGCGCACACAAGGAACCGAAGAAAUGAAUUGCUUUGAGCUCAUCUAACUUGCUUAUCGACUGAAGCGAAGACGAAAGAUAAUGUCUUCAUAGAAGUGAAGCUGGAAGUGCAAUAUGUCCUGAACAAAAACGAAGCGAUGAACGCCUUCUACAAGCUCUCAAACGUGGAACAGCAAAUAUGCAGCUAUCUGAAGAAUGAGAUACGAAGUAUUCGCCCUUUCCUAUUUUUUCUUUGAUGUAGCAGUCGAACGAGGACAAUCUUCAAGAAACGAACUGUGCAUAGAGGACGAGGAACGAACAGAAAAGUGCUUCACCAGUCCAAACAGAAGAACCUCGUAAAAGGACCUUGUGUUCCUAGACCUCUUCUGUAGUAGUUCUUAGUAGCUUGUCAUGAAUUACUAAUGACCUGCGCUUUGCUUGUCUUUGAUGUGAUGUUCGUUCCUCGUCUUCUAUGCGCAGUUCGUUUCUUCGAUCAAUCAUUCAAUUUGAAGAUUGUCCUCGUCGUCCGACAGACGGAGCACAUCUUGAUACUUUCGCAAACAAAGGUACAAUCUGCACUCGCCUCCUCGACGAAGUCUACAAUGACCGGUCUGUGCUGAUUGCCAAUGUGAGGGAUCGAUUGUCAGAGGUCAUGGCAGCCUAUGGCUACAUUCUGGUGGCCGUACUUGUGCAUGAAGUAACACCUGCUGCGAAGGUGUUCCAAGCGAUGAACUCGAUAGAGACGCUAUUAUGAAGUGUCUUCUGAAAACUGUGCGAGAUUGAAAAUUGUAUUGUAGUAUGGUAUAAUCCAAACAGAAGAACCUCGUAAAAAAAGGACCUCAACACGUUCGACUCUACUGAUUCUAAUUUCGCGGAGACUCCGGGUGGCCACUUUGGACCAAGCUGAAGCGGAGAAGCUUUUAGUAGUCAAAAGAGCAGAAGGCGAGAUGGAGCGGAAAAGAUUGUCUGGGGUGGGGUUGUCGAGGCAGAGAAUGGCCUUAUUGAGGGGGAUGGAGAUGAGCAUGGCCCACUUCAUUUAUGAUUGAUGAACAAGAUGUAGAAAACUACCUAAUAUCAUCUUCAAUACUAUCAGAAGCUGUAAGUAAAUUAGAUUCCAUUUACAAAUACAAUCAGAAGAUCCUUGUACUACAGAUACAAAACACUUUGCUUAUCAGUAAAGUGGAUGAACAUUACAUUCCAAGAUAAUUUAGUAGAUGAGUAGUUGUAUCUACACACUUUGCUCUGAUAUUCUGUCUCAGACGCGCAAGAGACGUCAGCAGACCCAGCGACAGGCGUGAUGCCGCGUUCCAAGACCAUGGCUCUAGAUGGCUUAGAAGCUCUAGAAGCGGACGCUCAAGCGGCUAUGCAUGCUUAUGCGAGGCCAGCAAAUCGCAUGAGAAUGCCCACAGAUGUAGGGGUAGAAGACACAAACACGCUGUUUCCUCCUGAAGCGAUUUCGCAGCCGCCAUUGAUCGGGGUAGGACAGCAGGCGGAGGGGCUUGUGUACUGACUUCUAUACAUGGACAUGUUGCUAAUCGCGCAAUUUAUAAGGUUUCACAGCUCGCAUGGCAUGGAGUGCAUGGAUCACAUGGAGUAGCAUGGAGCUAAAGGGGGAGCUUCUUGCGCCCCUUAAAGCUCUGCGCUCCAUGCUACUCCGUGCCCCAUGCGUGCUAUAAACUAUGACUUGAUGUUGAGCCCACCUUCAAACUAUUCAAUCGAACAAUAAUGCUGACCUUCAUCAGAAAUGACAUUUCAAUUCCCCUGUCAAACAGGGACACAGUCCGCGUUCGAGACGUGAUGGAAUUGAUGCUGAUCACGAACUACUUCGACAUGCUUAAGGACGUUGGGCAGAACGAUUCGGCGAGUACCAUCUACAUCGGCAAUAGUCCCGGAACGGUUGGAUCGAUGUUAUGUUCUUGAAUCAGCUAGAGUCUCGUUGAUCAUCCGAAAACACUCUGAAUCUGAUACGGUAAAAAUUCUACUUCGUCUACCUUUUGCUCAGGACCACACUUUCGGCUGAUGUCACUUGGAGUCUCUAGUGUCGAGUUUUUUCAAUCUCUAAUGAUACGUCGCGAAAUUGCUGGCGCUUUCUCCGGGUAACGUGUGGACUGCUCUCCCUCUUACACGCCCUCUCUCUCCCGCAUCGCUAUGGAAAACGCGUGUAUCAAAUGAAACCCAGCACUGCUUUGCGCCUCGUCACACUGCACACCCAAAUCGAGAAAGAAAGACAAGGACAUUCGCGUGAGAGAGUUCUCUUCAGAUUCUGCAUUGUUCUUCGCAGAUUCUGGCAGAAACAAUCACACUCUUGCACUGGCAAGUAAAAGACGUCUGAC